Molecule: messenger RNA, 2351 nt
Organism: Raphanus sativus (radish)
Lineage: Eukaryota; Viridiplantae; Streptophyta; Magnoliopsida; Brassicales; Brassicaceae
Product: myrosinase-binding protein 2-like
Exons: 8
Coding region: 185-2110 (641 amino acids)
Molecular function (GO): carbohydrate binding
Source: RefSeq, a predicted model, not a curated record
AUCACUAUAAUGUGCCCCAUGUUAUAAUGAUUGCUAGGUCCGCCCCUGUCAAGAAAUAUGUCGACGUGAACUUACCAUGGGUCGAUAAAUACCCAUGCGAUUUCCAAAUAUAGAUCACUGCACAAAGCAUUACUUUCUUCAAAGGUUAUAAUAUUCGCAAGACUAUCAAACAGACGUAAAAGAGAUGGCCCAAAAGCUGGAAGCAAAGGGUGGUAAGAAAGGAGGUGUAUGGGAUGAUGGUGUUCACGACGGUAUUAGAAAAGUAUAUGUAGGUCAAGGCCAAGAUUGUAUAGCCUUCGUCAAGUUUGAAUAUGUCGAUGGUUUUGAAGUGGUUGUUGGGGACGAACAUGGAAAAAAGACGCUGCUAGGAACUGAGGAGUUUGAGAUUGAUGCAGAUGACUACCUCGUAUACGUGGAAGCAUUUCGUGAUAAAGCAACCGAAGAAUCCAUCGUGGAUCUUAAGUUCGAGACUUAUAAAGGCAAAACCAAUAAGCAUAUCGAGACAAGUCCAGGGGUUAAGUUUGUUCUCCAUGGUGGCAAAAUCAUUGGAUUUCACGGGCGUUCGAGCGAUGUUGUACACUCUAUUGGAGCCUAUGUUACUUUCCCGUCCACUCCUGAUUUGCAAGGAAAGUGGAUUAAGGUUCACAUACACAGAAAUGUACAACUUAGAAGAAUACGUGGAGCAUUUUCAUCACGUGUCCACAAUAUAACGAAAGAAAUGGCACAGAAAGUGGGACCUUUUGGUGGUAACAAAGGAGAUGCAUUCGAUGAUGGUGUUCUUGGUUAUACCGGUGUGAAGAAAGUGACUGUUGGUGAAAAUGGGAACGGUGUUGAUUGUAUCAAGAUAGAAUACGAGAAAGAUGGAAGGUUCGAGACACAAAUGCAUGGAAGCGUUACCGGAAUACUCAAGGAGUUUGAGCUAAACUAUCCGGACGAAUAUAUCACAUCAAUUCAAGGAACCUACAGCAACGUUGCGAGAUAUAACACAACUAUCGUGAAGACGCUUACCUUCAAGACAUCACACGGCAGAACAUCUCCCAUGUUUGGUAACACGGCCAUUUUCUCAACAGAUUUUGUGGUGGAAGGUAAAGCUGGAGCAAAGCUUAUGGGUUUCCAUGGAAGGUCUGGCUCUGCUCUUGAUGCCAUAGGAGCUCACUUUUUCGCGUCGACUUCUCCGCUAAAGCAUAUAGAACCUCGUGGUGGAUUCGGAGGAAACGCUUGGGACGAUGGAGUUUAUGAUGGUGUAAGCAAAAUCUCGGUGGGACUAAACUGUGGCAACAUUGGCUAUGUUAGGUUCAAGUAUGUUAAAGGAAGCACAUCGGUGAGGCAUUCUCAUGGGAAGAUGAGCGAAGAACCUAAAGUAUUUAAGGUGGAUUAUCCAAACGAGUACGUUACAUCAGUGGAAGGGACUUAUAACUUUUGUGGUGAUGUGACCUCGCUAACUUUCAAAACAUCAAAAGGGAGAGUCUCUCCUGAAUUUGGAAAAGCGUCUGGUUCGAAAUUUGUACUUGCGGUGAAAGACCACAUGCUUGUCGGGUUCUGUGGCCGGAACGGCCUCAUUCUCAAUUGCCUCUCAGCACUCGGUGCGCGUUUUGCGCCUGUUCCCACACCAGUUCCGACACCAGUUCCAACCCCAGUUGCACCGGUUCCAGCGCCAGUUCCUGCUAAGAAAUUAGAAGCAAAAGGUGGAAAUCACGGUGCUGCUUGGGAUGAUGGUUUCUAUGAAGAUGUGAGGAAGAUUUAUGUAGGACAAGGUGACUCUGGUGUUUCCUUUGUCAAAUUUGAGUACGACAUUGGCAAGAAGCUUGUAGCUGGAGAUGGACAUGGGAAGAUGUCACUUCUUGGAACAGAGGAGUUUGAGCUCGAUUUUCCGAAUGAAUACAUCGUAUCGGUGGAGGGAUGUUACGAUAAAGUCUUUGGAUUUGAAGCUGAAGUUGUGACGAUGGUGAAGUUCAAAACAAACAAACGUACAUCUCCACCGUUUGGGAUGGAUGGAGGUAUACCGUUUGUGUUUGAGAUGAAGGAUCAUAAAAUUGUUGGGUUUCAUGGAAAAUCUGGAGAUUAUGUUCAUCAAGUUGGUGUCCAUGUCUCGCCAAUCUCCAAGUCUUAAAGCUUCUAAGCGUUUGCUUCGUCUUCGUGAAAUAAAAAAAUCUCUACAAGCUUGUUGCUCCUCUGUUUCUACUAUCUUUUAACUAUUAAAUCUUGUGUUCUUUGUCGUUGGUUUGUUUGUGUCUCUUGUGAUAUGAAGUCGUCCGUUGUCUCUUUGAAUAAACUAUCGUUAGUGUUUGGACUAGCCAGGAUCUGCAUCCAGUGACUUGUUCAAUGUUAAAAUAUAAUAUUAUUCUCUUCAA